Messenger RNA from Calidris pugnax (ruff), 6345 nucleotides. RefSeq names its product Cdk5 and Abl enzyme substrate 2 (gene CABLES2). Gene Ontology annotation, biological process: regulation of cell cycle. The record is from RefSeq and is a predicted model, not a curated record. The transcript is spliced from 9 exons. The coding region runs from base 2561 to 3517 and encodes 318 amino acids. Lineage: Eukaryota; Metazoa; Chordata; Aves; Charadriiformes; Scolopacidae.
CAGGAGGAGAGGAAGGCUGGGGACAUUCCCAGUUGCAUCCAUGCCAGACGUUCAAGACGGGUCUCCACUUUCCAUGAAAGGUGCUUUAUUGCAGGUUGGAUGUCAAAGUAGAGCAGAGAACCACGUAUAGGUGAAUGCAUUGAACUUUCCAGUGCUGUUCUCACUGAAAAGCAAAAAAAAUUAGAAUAAUUUUAAAAUUGAAGUGCUGCUGAAGGGCACUGAAGCUGUGCCAGGAGUGUCCUUCAGUAGCACCCUUAACAGCUGCUGAUUUGCAGGAGGCAGUGUCUGGCCGUGCCAAAGGUGUUAGUCCCGAUUUACCUCUCUUGUGUUUACAGAAAGGGGCACUAAUUUUUCAUCCUCCUACCUGUUGUGGUCUUUUUUUUUUUUUUUUUAAGAGUGUCUGGACAGUGCUGCUGAGACAACUUCCUCCUAGGGGAAAAAAUAAAGUUUCAUGUGGGAGUUUAAAUUUAGUAUUACAGAUGCACUGGAAAAGGGCACUAAUUGCAUUCCGUUAAGGAGGUUGUAAGGAGAUUUUGGAUUUUUUUCUCUUUAUAUACUCAAAGACACAGAGAAAAUGGUAAAUUGUUUCUCUUGAACUUGUGAAGAAUGAGGAACUCACCUGGUUUUUGGAAUACUCAGGUUGGAAUGACAUUUAUGUCAACGUAUAAGGAAGAAUACGGGAACAUCAGCUUUUUCUAAAGUGCAAUUUUUUGUGUUCCUGGUAUAGAUUGAAGCAAGGAGGACAAACGCUCCUGUUACUGCUGAUCUCCUUGUGGAAAUCCAUAAUUUUAUAGCAAGUCCUGUGCGUCGGCGACGCUGUGGGUAACGAUGUGCCAUGGCGGGGGGGGAACUGCCACGUCUCACUGGCACUGAUUUUGGCAGAUGGCUCUGGCAGUAGCAUCAAGCAGCUCAGGAGAGAAGAAAUAACUUUGCAAGAAAGGAGAAAAGAGGUGGUGAAAACACCUGGUUUGUCACUCAAUUUGCAUUUCUAGACACCGUGCUUAAGAAAAAACAACCAGAUCUUGUUCGUGUCCAGAACUCGUGUGGUUUGGUUUCUUACCCAGCUCAGGCUGGGGAGGGGGAAAGGCAAAGCCACUGGGACUAUCAGAUUGUCAGGCUGUUCCAAAAUCCUCAAGUGACGGCCUUCAAGACUAGGUUUAAAUCCCAAAUGGCUUUUUUUGAUCGUUAAUUUGAAUCAACUGAAGUUGUGAAUGGCUUUGCUGUGUAAGAACUUUUCUAUAGCUGUUAGCAAUUAAUAAAUCCCAUUUUUCUUGACCUUGUUUGGUUUGUUCCUUCUGCACCAGCCCAAGGUGCCACACUUCUGCUUUGGUGUUAGAUGUUAACUUUGAGGUUGAGAUCCUGGCCUUGGUCUGUCUGAGGGGUUUGGCUGCUCCUGGAUGCCAGAGCUCUGAUAGAGCUUAACAUUCCAAAUUUUCUCCAAAAGUAGAUCUUUUCAAAGCAGAGUCCACCAGCUUUUGUCUCCUGCACUGCUUCUGUGUUGACUUCCAUGGUGGUAUUGUCCUUUAGCUGAGUUACUGUGUCACUUUGGAAGAAAGACUGGGACUUGAACGUGUGUAGCUUGUGCUAAAAAUGCAGUGCAAUGUACACCUCAACAAAAGCAGAAAAUAUGGAAUCUGAUAGUUGUAGUGUCCGUGUUUAGCUGGUGGCAGUUGAAUACGAGUGUGUUGUUCCUAUGAAAUUCCCAGUCGUAACUUCACAAUUCAUUUGUUGAUCUCUACCAACAAGGAAUGUCUUGAUUUUGACAAUAGUUAUGUAUCUUUGGUGAAGUCUAUUUCUUUGCUUAAAUGCAGUAUCCUAUUACUGUUACACUAACUCACAUGAUUCCUGCUAUUAUUCUCCUUCCAUUUUCCAUUCUGGGAUCUCAGACGGGUACUGAAUACUCUGUGCUUCCUCUAAUAGCCCUCUCUAUUGUUUUCCGGAAAGAUCUGUCAAUUUUAUUGAGCUCCCGUCACAGACUCCUGGUCUGUGGCUCCUGCAGCUGGAGACGACUGUUCUGAAUCAAGAAUGCACACAAAUGUUUGGCCAUCAUAGAGAUAUACUUGGAUAGAAUCCAUAGAUCGAUAGAAAAUGACUUAUUCCCUUGCCUUGACGAGGGGGACUUCUUUUGCAGUAUUUCUUGUAAGAUUUUAAACUAGUAUUUGGAAGCUUUUUAGGUGUUUAACUUAUAGCUUGGUGUUCUUAUCUGUUGAAGAUAGUGAAUGUUAUUGGUAGAAAUACGUACUUCAAGGGUCCUGGAGGGGGAGACAAGUUCUUGGCCUUUUUAGGAACUUGGAACUCUUAGUUAAGCACUCUUCUCCAACAACCAAAAAAAUCCAGAAAACCUGCCUUUUGCCCUCAGAGCUCGUAGAUCUGUUGCAGUCCAUAAACUCCGAGGCCAUGAACUAAUAUUGUUCACUCUUCGUGGUGUUGUACAUUUUACAGAAGGCGUUUUAUCUCCCAGCGCUGCUCUCUAGACUUUUUAGAAGACAUAGUGGAAUAUGCCAGUGUACGAAGAACCAAGCAUAUAUCUGGGUCUCCAAGACACAAAAGUUUGAAGAAGAUGCACUUCAUCAAGAACAUGAGGCAGUAUGACACCAAGAACAGCAGGAUAGUGUUGAUCUGUGCUAAACGAACCCUGUGUGUGGCUUUUUCCAUCCUACCUUACGGGGAGGGUUUACGGAUCAGUGAUCUAAAAAUGGAAGGACAGAAGCAACGACAUCCUUCUGGGGGAGUUUCAGUCUCCACUGAGAUGGUGCUCGGACUGGAAGGAGUAGAGCUGGGUGCUGAUGGAAAGGUUGUGUCCUAUGCAAAAUUCCUGUAUCCCACCAAUGCCCUGGUGGUUCGCAAAGCCGACAUCCACGGUGCUGCUCCCCCCUGUCGAGCCAGCGCUUCCCGGAGUCUUCCUGCAUCGAGAUACAAACCCGUGACAGCAAAAACCAUACCAGCAGGACCAGACAUGGGAAGUGAAGCUGGGGAAGCCGCAGAGUAUGAUCCAAAUCUUCUGGAUGAUCCUCAGUGGCCCUGUGGGAAACAUAAACGUGUUCUCAUCUUUGCCUCUUACAUGACUACAGUCAUAGAAUAUGUGAAACCCUCGGACCUUAAAAAGGAUAUGAAUGAAACCUUUAGAGAGAAGUUUCCUCAUAUCAAGUUGACACUGAGCAAAAUUAGGAGUUUGAAGAGAGAGAUGCGGAACCUGAGCGAAGAGUGCAAUCUGGAGCCGGUUACCGUCUCCAUGGCUUACGUUUACUUUGAGAAGCUCGUCCUCCAAGGCAAACUCAACAAACAGAACCGCAAACUGUGCGCUGGUGCUUGUGUCCUGCUCGCAGCCAAGAUCAGCAGUGACCUCAGGAAACACGAAGUUAAACACCUUAUAGACAAACUAGAAGAGAGAUUCAGAUUCAACAGAAGGGAUCUCAUCGGGUUCGAAUUCACCGUCCUCGUAGCUUUGGAGCUGGCUCUCUAUCUUCCUGAAAACCAAGUUUUACCUCAUUACAGACGGCUCACGCAACAGUCGUAACCAAGGCCACGUUGGGGGUGGCAGCCGGUGGCGCGGGGGAUCGCGAAGGUGCCGCCGGCCGCCCCGUGCCGCUGUGUGUGUCCCGCCACGGCCACAGCUGGUUUGGAAGCCUGAGGUGUGGUGUCAAACUGUCGGGGUGCGUUACGGACACCCCACGUCUGGGGGAUGGUACGAGAAGAGUUAUUGAACUUUUCAUUUUCUUUUGGACGUUUAAAGCACAAAUAUUCACCAGUCAGCUAUCACGGCUGCUUAUUAUUCCUUAUUUAUCUUUUUUUUUGGUUUUACUAAAACUGUUCUUCCCUAUGAAGAAUACUAUGGUAUUGUUUAUUUUUUGUUUUGUUUUUUUAAGCCUUUAUUGUAUUCCUUGAAACUAAAGGAAGCAUCACUUCCAUUCCAGUGCACCAUAAAGUUUCCGACGUUUCUAAGAAUCUUCUCGCAUUUUUACAUUAAUGAAAUGCAUACUUUAUUUUUUUAAAGAUGUGCCUAAAACUGGCUGGUCUGGUACCAGUGCUUUUUAAGUUAGUUAUGUUAUUUAGUGAGGAAUCCUGAAUUUCUAUAGCCAUUUAUUCUUUACCUGCAUUGGCCUUGCAUAUGAGGAAAACAACUCCAGUAUAUCUGCACUAGUGAUACACGGGGCAUCUAUUCCCUACUCUACUAUAGAUCUCUAAGUAGCAAGGUUGAAAUUACUCCGUUCUCAUUUAGUUAACGAUUAAUACCUUAGAAAUAUACGUUUUAUUUAAAAAGGAAAGAUUGUUUGAAAAUGUCAUGAAAUGCCACGUGUGGAACAAGGUGGGCGCAGCAAAGCCAUUGCCAUCCCCAUUCACUCUUCAGUGGGAGGCGAGCACUUGACUAAGAGCAAUUUGCUGUCAAUUGUAUCAUUUGUGGGUUUUAUUCGUUUCUGUGUUCCCUACUCUGAAAUAAGCACCUUUUUAGUACGACUGUAUUAUAUAUGGUCUUACGUGCUCUGAGCAAAUACUGAGUCAGUAGAGCUGCUGCUGCCGAUCUAAGCCAAUGAGACAAAGCAUGCUCGAUAUGGAAAAUGCUACUGUUUUUACUCAGUUCUUCCAAGCAUUGCAGCACUGUGAUGGUCUCCAUAGAACUGCCAUUUCUUGCACAUCUGAACAGCCGCCUCCCGGCUGGUGCCCAGCAGCGCGCUGAUGCUCACACAGGGUUAAAUAACUUCUCUGACAGUUGGCUGAUCCCUUCAGUUGUUUUUGAAGCGUCCGGGUUGGGAAUGAACUCUGAUUACACGUGGAACCUUCUGUGCUAUUGGCUCUAGGGUUUAUUUUCUGAAGCAAUAUGAUGACACGAGUAACUGUGGCCGCUUGCAAGGAGCAAAACUGAUGCUUGGCUCUUACAACUGAGAAAUGUGUAAUUUAACUUUGACUCCUCAAUGAAGUACUAGACCUCGUAGUGAGGUGAGGGACCUGCUGUCUAAUAUGUAAAGUAAUGUAAAUUCCUGUUCCUCGUAUUAAAUGUUGGUUGUAGGCAAAACCGAAGCCGAGUCUUUGCUCUUCAGCUGUGUUUUGUCUGAAGCUGAUUCGGCUUCAUUAGAGCUGCCGCAAACUUUACUGGAGCCCCUUCCUCUUUCAGGAGGGCUCAAAAUGUAUUUUUCCUAUAUAAUAAUGACAGUGACUAUCAAAUCUUUUGUAACUGUGUUCAACUGUAUGUAGCGUCAAGUUAUUUGUGUAAAAUUUGAAAUGCUUGUGACUUCCCUCUAACGCAGAAGGCCUUUCCAGUCUCCUGGAAAGCUCAUAAGCUCCUGUUAGCAAAUAUAUUAGACGAUAAGCUUGCCGGUUGUAUUCCAAAAGGGUUAAAAAAUACCUACUAGUUAAACUUCCUACUGAAUAUAACUGUCUUUGCAUGCAAGAAAUAGUGAUGUACUAAACACCUAGUGUAUAACAAGCCUUCAGGUUAAUCAAUGGUGGUGAAGACAACUGAAGUGGUCCGUCCACUGCUUCCUAAAAUCAUGAGGAGGGGGAAGAGGUAGAACUGAGCGGAGAAACUCCUCACACGGUCUCUCCAGAAACAAUAAAACACUUGGGUGAGUGGGAAUGGAGGCAGAAAAGGUCCUUCUCUGGGAACAUCUUUCUGUAUAAAGAGUUUUCUGUAGCAAAAUUAACUUUCCUUUCUGACCAUCUAAGGGGAAAACCCCACUUUGGUUUGCAGCACUUUGCGGUCUCUAUUCAGUGGAAGUUUGUCUAGUUGUGGUGGGUGUCUGGGCUGGAGUUACACUCCCAGAAGCUACGGUUUCAUGGCAUAAAAAAGCAAGCUUUUGUUUUCUCUUUCAAAAGACCAAAGUUAGGAUAAGGAGCAUUAAAUUACAGAACAUUGAGUGCUGUUAAAGGUUGCUCUAACUGUUGGCAGGGGCCCAGGCAGUGUCGGGAGGCCAGGCCGGAGGCGCGGUGGUGGCGUGGGUGGCCUUGUGGCCGAUGCCACCUGCGGCUCCGCUGUGGCGUCAGCACAGAAACUGUCCCUUUGUGUCUUCAUUUCUCCAUUUCCAGAGCGUAGCCCUCGGUCCUGCGUGAGGAUGUUUUAUCUUUUCGCCUAAAAGCUGCCACCAUGUGGCAAAGGACUACAAUAAACUGAAGGUGGGACCCACAGCAAGGCCUGGCCCCGCGGCCGGUUCUGUCCCCCUCGCGGGACUGAGCUCUUGCGAAGCGGCUGUACAUUUUUCUGUGAACAAUGCUGUUACGGUUUUGUCUCGCUCCAUUAUUUAAAAGUCUGAGUUGUAGCCUGUUAUGGUUUGGUUUUUUUCCCCCUCAUGAACUUGUGACAUUAAGACGCUGUGAAAUAAACACUGUUUUGAUACGUGUUUUGUACCCAAA